Molecule: messenger RNA, 944 nt
Organism: Perca flavescens (yellow perch)
Lineage: Eukaryota; Metazoa; Chordata; Actinopteri; Perciformes; Percidae
Gene: ca7
Product: carbonic anhydrase VII
Exons: 7
Coding region: 102-890 (262 amino acids)
Biological process (GO): regulation of intracellular pH
Cellular component (GO): cytoplasm
Molecular function (GO): carbonate dehydratase activity; zinc ion binding
Source: RefSeq, a predicted model, not a curated record
GCCCCGUGUGAUUGCUGACCUUGUCCACGUGCGCACCGGAGUGCGGGAGUUAAACACUGAGAGCUUGACCAGACGUGAAUCCACUAAACGUUACGGGGACAAUGACAGGGAAUCUCUGGGGAUAUGGAGAACAGGACGGUCCUUCUGUAUGGCACAAAAAUUACCCUGUUGCCGAGGGGGCCCGGCAGUCUCCCAUUGACAUCGUCCCUCAUCAGGCUUCACAUGACCCCAGUCUGGGUCCGAUUGUCCUGAACUACGAUAAGUGUACCUCCAUCAAAAUUGCCAACAAUGGACACUCUGUUGUUGUGGAGUUUGAGGACUCUGAUGACCGUUCAGUGAUCCAGGGAGGCCCGCUUGGCAACCCUUACAGGCUGAAACAGUUUCACUUCCACUGGGGCGGAAAGGACUGCCAUGGGUCUGAGCACACUGUUGCAGGGAAAAGCUAUGCAUCUGAGCUUCAUUUAGUACACUGGAAUGCUGUCAAGUACAAGACGUUUGAGGAGGCGGCAACAGCUCCUGACGGCCUCGCUGUCCUCGGCAUCUUUUUAGAAACAGGUGACAACCACAGAUGGCUCCACACAAUAACAGACGUUCUGUACACGGUCAAGUUUAAGGGCAGUGUCACAGAUUUCAAAGGUUUCAACCCCAAGUGCCUUCUGCCCAGCAGCCUCCACUACUGGACCUACCUGGGAUCACUGACCACACCCCCCCUGUACGAGAGCGUCACCUGGAUCGUCGUGAAGGAUCCAAUCAUAGUGUCUGAAAAACAGCUGGGCAAGUUUAGAAUGCUUGUGUUCACUGGAGAGGAAGAGGAUCAGAGGACACGCAUGGAAAACAACUUCAGGCCUCCCCAGCCUCUCAAAGGCAGGAAAGUGCGUUCCUCCAAUUAAUGUGACCCCAAGACAUCUAAAGAUUGUCAAGAUAAAGGCUCUUUCAGAUCACAA